This is a messenger RNA of Drosophila biarmipes, 1476 nucleotides long. RefSeq lists its product as uncharacterized. The transcript has a single exon. Bases 59 to 1405 code for a protein of 448 amino acids. The record is from RefSeq and is a predicted model, not a curated record. NCBI's taxonomy places the organism in Eukaryota, Metazoa, Arthropoda, Insecta, Diptera, Drosophilidae.
CAGCCUUCAAGGAAGCAUCACAUCUUAAAGAGCUAAAAAUUAUUAACCAAAUACAAGCAUGUCUCAAAUGCAUAAUACCGAGUUCUACAAGGAGGCUUUGGAACAAAAGCAGCAAGAUACCUGUCAGCCCAUGGAGGAAUUGGAGCCCAACUACAUAGACAACCUGCACAUCAUAUUCUUCGAGCAGAUCUUCGAGGAGAUCGAGAACCUGAGCGAUCAGGUUAGGAUGGCCCGGGCCUAUCCGCAGUUCAUGCCCCAGAUCCUCAAGUUCUGGCAGCGACGACUGCACCUUGUAGUGGGACCUAACACCCCCUUCCUGGGACUCCUAGACAUCGAGGACUAUGUGUUCUUCAUGGAACACAUGGCCGGCAGCUUCACCGAUCUGCAUGUGCACGAUGGCGUUGGCCCCUUUUCCGAAUUCUACGAUUACAUCACGCAUCUGUGCGACAUCAACAUCACCAGGUUUCCCAAGGUGGACACUUGCAUUCUGGCGGGGAAUCCCAAUACAGUGGUCGAUGAGGAUAUUCGGGAUUUGACAGUGAUGCUGCCCAAUCUCAAGCGACUGAUGACCUGCAUGAACCUAUCUGGCUUGUACAUGCGUGGCUUCAGGAAGCUGGAGGAGCUGAUCUUCAACUCGCUGUACCACUCGGUGCCCCUGGAUAGCCGCUGGAUGCAGGAGAUCUGCCUGAAUAUGACCCAACUAAGGGUCCUGGACAUCACCGAUCAGUUUGACAGUUGCGUCAGGCUGACAGAGAUUAAAUUGCCCAAUCUGGAAGUGCUGAAAAUCAACCUGAGCACCGUGGAGGGCAUGUUAUCGGAGGUUCUGCAGCUGCCCAAGCUGCAGAAACUAUCCGUGCGAUUCGACGACUCGCGGCAAUUGAAUGCCGAUAAGGAGACCAUCUUCCAGCAGAUUGUGGUGGCCAAGAGCGACAGGAUCACCCGGAUAGCCCUCAACAAUGAGGUGGUGCAACUGCCAGCCCGUUGGCAGCAUAGUCUGCUCCUGGAGCUGCCCAAGCUGAGGAAGGUGAUCUGCGAGAACUGGUGCCACAACGACUUCUUCCUGGAUCGCCAGCACUUGCCCUGCCGCCAGAUGGAGGUGCUCAGCUUCAGUGGCUGGGAGAUUGUGAGGGAGAAUCAGCUCUUGGAACUGGUCACCGAGUGUGUGAAUCUCGAGCACUUGGCCCUGAACAGCUACCACAGCAACUGGGAGAAGCUGAACAAGCUGGUGAACAUUCGAAAUCAGGAGCGGAACCCCAGACCCCUGCAGGUCUUCAGCGAUAUGAUGUGGGGCAACUUCACACCCGAGGAGUACUACCACUGGCAGUGCAACAAGUACGUCCAGGUCACCUGCGACAGCACUGAAUACGAGUACCAGGAGGAUGGCUUCGAGUUCGAUUUCGAGUAGAGCACUGCUGGAAUAUCAAAUUGUAUAUAUAAAACAUUUUUUUAAUAUUUUUUUUAUAUUGUAAAUAAACA